UUGUCGCGUCUAAUGGGCGUGUACAGGAGCGCAGAUUCAGGACCGACAGACUGAUGACCUGAACAGGAGACACUCUUUGUGGCUUUAUGAUCAUCUGUCGAAUAUAGUUUUGGAAAGCGUGAACAAACUGUGAGUGUUGAAGAUAUGACGACCACCACCACGUUUCAAGGCAUGGACCCGACCGCGAGGAACAGCUCCAGAGUGCUGCGUCCACCUGGUGGAGGUUCAAAUAUUUGCUUUGGCACAGAUGAAGAGAAACCUGUGAAAAAAAAUAAAAUGGCAUCUAGUAUAUUUGCUGAACCUGAGGACCCUCAUGCCCAUCGGAGGAACAAUCCACCAGGUGGGAAACCUACAGGUGUGUUGUGCGGAGAACCAUCUGCCCCUCUCAGAAGGUGUACUGCUCAACCAGUCAUCCACAGUAACAGCACAGUUGACAAUAAUGUACCUGUGAAUGGUGAUGAAGGCCCAAUCAGUGUCGAUAGCACAGAAGAACCUGAACCUGUUCAGGAGCAGAAUGAGACUGCAGCUCCUUCUUCCCUGUCUACAACUGAGGAGCCUGCCGCUGGGGUUCCCUCCGGCCGCAGAAACCCACCGGGGGGCAAAUCCUCGCUAAUCUUAGGCUAAAGAUUUGCCUGAUUUAAGGAUAAGAUCUGGGCCUAUGCGAAAUGAGCAUCUCAGAGUUCAUGUGCUGUUCUGUGGUCAGUGCUCAUCCUCCGCGUAACUGUUUCUAAAAUGACAAACUGAUUCAAGUGAUUCAGAUCAGUACAAUUUAGUGACUGAAGCAUGUCACAAAUCUCUGAGCUUGUUCAAAGAAUAUCUUUGAAUGUGUUAAGUGUUGGUGCCUUGGUCUUGUCUUGACUGAAGAGCCUUGAUAAAUGAAGAGCAGAUCCCGGUUAUGCACUGCUACUCUCAGAUUCCACAAACCAUAGGCCACAAUUUGCCAUCACAGUUCUGCCAUUCAAUACAUUUUGCCAUCAAUGGUCAGCAUUUAGUAAGUUAAACUCCAUUCAUGUAAGCCUAAAAAAAUUUCUCCCUGUUUCAGUGUAUGUUUUAAGUUUUGUCAGCACUUUAUGAACCAUGGUGCCCAAUUUGUGGUGCCUCAAGCCUGCUGAUGAACUAUUCUAUAUCACAUCAAUCACUGCAAACAUUUGUAAAUGUGAGGAAAAAGAAUAAGCAUUGAUUUACUGAGUGCUGAAGUCAUAAAACAAAACAAAAAUCGUAACAUCUGGUUAAUCAGUUCCACAUUAAAUCAUUGCUUGUGCAAACAGGAACGUGGUUAUAAGAGCAACAACCUGAGAGUGCAAUGAACUGUUCUAGUCAUGAACAGGUGUGCCAGAAAAGGUGCAUGCGAGCAAGCUAUUAGUCGUGUUUGUUACAGAACAUAAAGUAAUAAAAUGUGUACACAAGUACAAACAUCAGCCAGUGUACAGCCAUUGUUUUUUCAACAAGAAUCUUCUUAUUGCCUUGUUAUUUUACACAUGCCAAAAAGUCUUUUUUUUUAAAUACAUUAACUUUUCUCAAAAUGAAAUGAAUAAACAAAUAAAACUUGUAUGAAUGAAACUGUCUGUGUCGUCCUGAGAAUAGAUAGCAAAGUCGCUGUCAUUCAGUCCAAAUACCUUAUUGGUAUAGGCCUGUUCAUAAGAGUGUAUUAUAUAGAGUAAGCUGUUCUGUGAAAGGGGGUGUUUUAAAGUAACAGCUAUGUCGUCAUAACGAAAGUGAAAGAAUCUUACUGUCAUAACGUGUACACAAAAGCCCUCAAGUCUGCAGGUGGCAGCAGUGCUCUCUCUUUCUCUUUUGAGUGUGUUAUUGUGUAUUUGUCAUUAAAAUGUUUUAUUCCUA
Messenger RNA from Danio aesculapii, 1839 nucleotides. It is a transcript of the gene jpt1a, whose product is annotated as Jupiter microtubule associated homolog 1a. The record is from RefSeq and is a predicted model, not a curated record. The coding region runs from base 145 to 624 and encodes 159 amino acids. The transcript is spliced from 5 exons. Gene Ontology annotation, cellular component: nucleus. NCBI's taxonomy places the organism in Eukaryota, Metazoa, Chordata, Actinopteri, Cypriniformes, Danionidae.